Messenger RNA from Toxorhynchites rutilus septentrionalis, 1746 nucleotides. RefSeq lists its product as uncharacterized. The coding region runs from base 610 to 1566 and encodes 318 amino acids. NCBI's taxonomy places the organism in Eukaryota, Metazoa, Arthropoda, Insecta, Diptera, Culicidae. The record is from RefSeq and is a predicted model, not a curated record. The transcript is spliced from 2 exons.
UUGUUCACGGAAUCGCUAGCGCAAGCGACAUUUUGGCAAAUACUGGCUUCGGUGUUGUGAUUUCUGUCACGGUUCUCGCUUCUCGUCACAUUGACGCAUUGCUUUGGACCCAUUGCCAACCGCGGGUGCACUCUCUCGGAGGAGGAUGGUUCGGGUCCAUUCUCGUCGCGUUUUGACUCCAGCUGCGCAAAUACCUCCGAGAUUUCAGCCUGCAAGAGAAAGUGAAAAGAAAAUGCACUUAUCAUUUGUGAUCUUGUUCCCCAAUGCGACGGAAAUAAUGUGAUUAUUACAGUGGGAACAUCCGUCCCAAGUGCAAAGGUGGGACAAACGAACAAAUGUAAUUAUGGUAUCAUGUGUGAUUUGCGUCCUUCUGAUGGCGUUUGACUGGAAAAUUGGAUACGGACGGCGUGCGUCUGCUGCGAUCCGUCUCCGGCGGAAAUGGAAUCCAUUUAAAAGCCAUCCUCCGGUGAAACUUCCACAGUAGAAUUUCACACGCAGACCAUAAACCAUGCCCAUUUCAAGCAGUAAAAUUCUUCGCGAAUAGUUUGUCGGAUUUUGCUAUCAUCAAUCAUCUGUAACUUAGGCGAACUCGAGUGAAUCGACCGCAACAUGAAGGCCUCUAUUUCUCUUGGAGUUUGUGUGCUGUGUUGUUUAGUGGCCCUUAUUGCAGCAGGACCAGGCGUUGUUGCUUUUGAAUAUGAACAGAACGAUAAACAUCCGACGACAACCAAAAACAAGCCAAACUCAGCAAAGUCUGCCAAUUAUGGCACAGACGAAAAUAAUCUUGAACCUGUUUUGGAAUACGUUCCAAAUGAACAACCUAUGAAUGGGCACCAAUACGAGAAGAGAGAAACCGUGACUCAUCCGACUACGAUGGAAGUGCUUCAACCGGACUUACAGCAGCACCUCCGCGAUCGAAGAUUGCCACUCUAUAUUGAUGAACCCAAGUACAUUGUACUAAGACGGCCGACAGAUUUCCUGCAAUCGAGCCCAGGGUUCUCGUUUAUUCCCCAGCGAGGAAGGAAAUCUGAUUCAGCUGCACUGCUAAGGAAGCGAGAGCUCUCAAUCAAGCAGAUGCUCGACGGGGGCGAUUAUUUUUUCCCCAACCGUGGCAAGAAAUGGGUCGGCAAUGGGAUCACUAAAAAGGUGAAAUUCGAUGACAUCCUCGGUUCGGAUGAGCUGUUCAUUCCCAAUCGAGGAAAAAAAGAAUUACUCGACCUGUAUCCGCCACCACCAACGCUGCUCAAUGGACGACGCCUGCUGAACGAUCUGCAACCAUUCUUCAGCAAAAAGAACGUUUUAGGCGCUAUCCAGAAAGUGGGCUCUAAGGAUCAAAACGAAGGCGAUGAACUCUUCUUUCCGACUCGGGGCAAGAAGAAUAUACUGGAUAGUUUGGCACAGAAUCAGGACGUAUUCUUCUCUUCACGUGGCAAACGGAAUCCCAUCAUCUGGAGUAUGCUUACCGAGCCAGAGGCAAAUUCAUGGGAAUACUUGCUGAAUGAAAACAGCAGCUAUGAUGGCAACCUACUACUCGAUCGCUAUCGCAAUAAUAAGGCUAUCGCGUAAAAAACGCCAAAUCAACAUCAGCAACGAAAACAAAUUAACGGGGGACUGACGUGUUUCAUGAAUUAAUUAACCUGCUUGUUGGAGAGAAAUGAGUUUUCUUUUGAAACAUGAUGAUAACAUAUUCAUAGAAGUGAUACUUCAGAGAUUGGAAUAAAAUAUUUAAAAAAAAACGAGGCAAAU